AACAUAAAUAAUUCGCGGGAAAGUAGAAGGGGAGGAAGAUGUCGCGAUUCACUAGUGAGACGUACCCGGGAGGCGCCUGAUACCGACGGACUCACCGAGCUCAGAGACCCCUUUGGAGGUGAUGGAGAAGGGAGGCUUGGAAUCAGCUGGGCAAGAUGUCUACACCUUCAGACAGGGAUGCUCAGAGCUCAUGGUCUCUCAGGCUGAAGGACAGUAUGUGCUGUGUCGCUGGACAGACGGACUCUACUACCUGGGCAAAAUAAAGAGGGUAAGCUUCUCCAAGCAAAGCUGUCUCGUCACAUUUGAAGACAAUUCGAAAUACUGGGUUCUCUUUAAAGAUAUUCAGCAUGCCGGGGUCCCUGGGGAACAGCCGAAGUGUAACGUCUGCACAGGCAAAACCUCCCUCCCUCUCAAUGAAAUUCUCAUCUGUGGGAAAUGUGGUUUGGGUUAUCACCAGAAGUGUCACAUUCCUGUUGUGGACAGCGGCGAGAAUGGCGUCCUGGAGCCGUGGUUCUGCAGAAGGUGUAUCUUUGUUCUGGCUGUCAGAAAAGGAGGAGCAUUGAGGAAAGGUCCGAUUGCGAAAGCACUGCAGGCAGUAAAAAUGUAUCUGACGUACAAUCCUGAGGAACUGGACUGGGACUCGCCUCACAGAACCAAUCAGCAGCAGUGCUACUGUUACUGCGGGGGCCCGGGAGAAUGGUACCUUAAGAUGAUACAGUGUUACAGAUGCAGACAGUGGUUCCAUGAAGCGUGUCUGCAGUGCCUUAAUGACCCGAUGAUGUUUGGAGACAGGUUUUAUAUAUUUCUGUGCUCCGUCUGCAACCAAGCCUCUGAAUUCCUCAAGCGCCUGCCAUUGAGAUGGGUGGAUAUCGUCCAUCUAGCCUUAUACAACCUGGGCGUGCUCAGCAAAAAGAAAUACUUUGACUUUGAAGAGAUCCUGACGUUUGUAAAUGACAACUGGGAUCACUUACAGCUUGGAAAGGUACGUUUAUAUUUGUGCAGGAGAUCGAAGUCCUAUCAGAACGGGCCUUUCUUUGAUGCCAGUGCGGGUCUUUUACACCUACGCUUUCUCCUUACGUGGUUAGAUCCGUUUCUCAUCUGGCAAUCCGAUGAUCUGCGAGAGCACACGGAAUGGUAA
This is a messenger RNA of Xenopus laevis (African clawed frog), 1138 nucleotides long. It is a transcript of the gene phf19.L, whose product is annotated as PHD finger protein 19. The transcript is spliced from 11 exons. The record is from RefSeq and is a predicted model, not a curated record. NCBI's taxonomy places the organism in Eukaryota, Metazoa, Chordata, Amphibia, Anura, Pipidae. The coding region runs from base 122 to 1138 and encodes 338 amino acids.